AUGCAGAAUCGUUGGGCCUUGACUGGCCAUGCCUCCGCCGCGAAACCACCGUCUCCAACCUCCGGAAACACAAACCUCCCGCCACCCCACCCCCCUGAUCCCCCAGAUCCCACUUCCUCUCUUUCUCCCGUCCAAUUUCCUCCUCUUUCCUCUACUCCACCGAAAUCUCGUUCUGAACUGCGGAGAUCUCAUUUGACUCUUGCUCUUGGUGAUUCUACCAAGUCAUUAACUACCUCCCCGCCCACAAAGGCUUCUCUUCCUGAACUAGCUCCUCGAUUUGGCAGCUUCACUGAGAUUGAAUCUCAAAUUACUAUUCCUGCUACAGGAAACCCUUGUUCACUUGUUGCAACACAAACUGAGAGUCUCUCCUCAAUGGAGGAACCUCCUACCAUCACCACUCGCCCUACCUCUAACCCCCUAAAGGUCCUCUUGCCCAACCAUAACUCCCCUUUGAUUACCAACCGUGCCUCUUUAUACACUCAGACCUCAAACCAUAAACUCCCUGUCCACUCUCCUGUCCAAAAUCCUGACCUUCCUACAAAUUCUAACUUACCUAGCAAUUCUCUCCCUUCCAUUGUCACUCCAAACCUCCCUCCCAUUUUCCAGUCUCCCCCCGUAGCAGCUCUGCCUACUCUUGCUGAAAAGCUUCGAGUAAAAGGUGACAAGACCCUGCAGAGACUUGCUCCGAUUACCAUGGCUGAAUCAGGAAGACCUCGUGUGCUUAUCCCUGACUCAGUUUUUCAGAAGGGAGCUGAGCUCCAUAAAGACUUCAUCAUCUGUUACUUCAAUGGUCGUCCUCCGCCAUUUAAUCAGAUACAGAGCGUCUUGAAUCACAUGUGGGGAAAGGGCAGACGCCUUGAGAUACAUAACAAUCCCCUGCAGCGCUCUGCAAUUGUUAGAAUCCAAAGUGAGUUCCUUAGGGAAAAAAUUUUGGACAAAAACAUUUGGUAUAUAGGUGAUUCAAUGUUCCAUACUGCACAAUGGUCAUCUGAGCACUCUUCCUCCACUCCUCCUCUCAGUGCCAUAAAAAUUUGGGCCCAUCUCACUGGCGUACCUCUUGACCUACGGUACCAACAAGGGCUUAGUCUGGUUGCUGGUCUAAUAGCAGAUCCAAAGGAAACUGAUGAUUUCACUCUGAAUUUGGUGAGUCUAACCUUGUCUCAUGUGAAGGUGGAAGUUGACCUCACAAAGCCCCUUCCUACGGUUGUUGAAUUUGAAAGACAGAGUGGAGAGGUUGUUGAAGUCAAGGUUGACUACCCGUGGCUUCCUCCAACUUGCUCACAUUGUCAUGAGCUUGGGCAUGUGAUCCGUAACUGCUUGCACUACUCUCCUCCGAAGGAUGCUCCGGCCCCUGCUACCACUGAGUCUAUUCAAAAGCAAAAACCAAAAGGUCCAGAAUCAUCGAAAAAAACUCCUGCAAAAGCUCAAAAAAAUAAACACUAUGUUCCCAUUAAAAGGCCACCUCCUCCCUCCACCCCUCCAGUUUUACCUCCUCCUAUUACCCCCUCAAAUUCCAUCUCACUACCCUCUAGCCCCUCUGCUUUUAAACCCCCUUUAUUUUUUAAAUCUAAGACCUUCAUCCCACCCCUUCCCUCCAUGGAUAGUCCUUCUGACAAACCACCAAAGCCUUCCCUUAAACGUUGUCGAUCUUCUCCCUCCCUCUCCCCUCCUGUUUCACUAAAACCCCCUUUUCAAAACUCUAAUCCCAUUAACCCUCCCCCUCCCCUUUUCCCUGUUAUUGGUACUGUCCAAGAAUGGCACUAUCUAUCUAACCAUCAGACAGAUGAGGAUGGUAGAAUUGUACUCAUUUGGAAAGAUCCAGCUAAGGUGCGCUUGCUCAAUCAAUCAAAGCAGAUGAUUACAUGUGAAGUUGAACUUCCAAAUUGUUCUCCUUUCAUCUACUCUGCCAUCUAUGCAUCUAAUAUAAGUGAAGAAAGAGCUGACCUAUGGGUGGAGCUCUUGAACGUCCAAUCUGCGCUUGCCUUAGAUUCUAAACCGUGGAUGAUUGGAGGCGACUUCAAUCAGAUUCUUCGCAGUCAUGAGCAUUCAUCCUUCUGUCAUAGCAACCACUCCACUCAAAUGUUCCAGUUUCGGGACUGUCUGCUCCAGCUGGGAGUGUCUGAUCUUCGGUUUUAUGGCCCUGUUCACACUUGGACAAAUAAAUGUGAUGCUGCCCCUGUGGCUAAAAAACUUGACAGAUGUCUGAUUAAUAGCGAAAUCCUCACCACUUUCCCAAACGCCUCUGCUACCUUUCUUCCCCCUGCCCCCUCAGACCACUCCCCUUGUCUUAUUGAUCUUGCUUUUCAGCUUCCCAAAGCCGGAACCCAACCUUUCCGUUUCCUAAACUACCUAACCAAACAUCCGUGUUUUCUAGAGGUUGUGACUGAUGCUUGGUCUCUCGCCGGAAGUGUGUCUGUCAACCUUGCGUCUCUGUGCUGGAAGCUUAAAAACAUUAAAAGGAGUCUCAAAACACUAAAUAAAGAAAAAUUUUCUAAUAUUCAACUGAGAGUUAAAGAGAUUUACAGUUUGUUACAAAUUGCGCAGGUACAAGCACUCUCCGACCCCUCUCCCCAAUCCUUUGCUGAGGAACAUGAGCUAAACCAGAAAUGGCAUUUCCUGGGGCAGAUCGAAGAGUGUUUCUUCCAGCAGAAAUCGAGAAUUACUUGGCUAAGGGAAGGUGACCUAAAUACAACUUACUUUCACCGCAUCUGUCAAGUGAGAGCCAGCUACAAUGCUAUCCGCUCCUUCCUCCUUCUCGCUGGUACUAUCAUUACUGAUCCGAUGGAGAUGAGUGCCCAUGCCGUUGCCCACUUCAAAGCAGUACUAGGGCCCGACAAUCUGCCAAUGAUUUGGUAUUCCAGGUUGGACUGGUUUCAAAGCUUGACGUCGGUCAGAUGCUCGCAGCAGCAACAAGCCGCUAUUCUCCUGAUGCCAACUACAGAGGAAAUCACAAAGCUUAUGUUCUCGCUAAAUCCUAACAAAGCGCCAGGGCCAGAUGGGCUUACCUCCGGAUUUUUCAAAGCAUCAUGGUCGCUGCUGGGGGCUGAAACUAUCAUCUCCAUCCAGGAAUUCUUCAACUCCGGUUUCCUGCCAAAAACUACAAACUCAACGAUCUUGUCUUUGGUCCCAAAGUUCCCGGGAGCCUCAAAAAUCACAGACUACAGGCCCAUCUCUCUACUUAAUACUAUCUACAAGGUGAUUUCAAGGCUACUGGUGCGAAGACUUAAGCCUAUUCUACCUCAACUUAUCUUGCCAAAUCAGACAGCUUUUGUAGAAGGGAGAUUACUUGUGGAAAAUACGGUUCUAGCUAGUGAACUUGUGAAUGGUUACCAUAAGAAUCGAGGUUCAAAGACGAUUACCAUAAAGGUUGACAUUGCGAAAGCUUUUGACACAGUCUCAUGGGAGUUUCUCUUUUCAGCCCUGGAAAGCUUAGACCUACCAGCUCCCUUCACGCGCCUCCUGAGAGCUUGCAUCUGCACAACUACAUUCAUGGUGGGUUAUAAUGGAACGGUGAGUGGUUUUUUCAAAGGUAGAAGAGGACUACGGCAGGGAGAUCCCCUCUCUCCCUACCUUUUUGUAAUUGCGAUGAACUAUCUUUCACUGAUGUUAGAUAAAGAAGCGAGGUCUGGAAAUGUCUCUUACCAUCACCAAUGCCAUAAGACAAAGUUGACUCAUCUCUCGUUUGCGGACGAUCUCUUGAUCUUCAUAGACGGAUCUAUUGAAUCUGUGCAACGGGUUCUUCAGAUUCUGCAUGAAUUUGAGAGAAGAUCAGGGUUAGCAGUUAGUCUCCAAAAAUCAAGUUUCUUUGCUUCCGGACUUUCUGAUCAGGAAAUUAUGGCCAUUCAGGCUUCUACGGGAAUGUCUAAUGGGAGUCUCCCUAUGCGUUACCUAGGUGUUCCCCUGACUACAAAGAAACUAACCUUACACAACUGCGAGCCUCUCUUACAGCAAAUCAAGCAGCGUUUCUCUUCCUGGUCUGUAAAAGCUUUGUCAUUUGCGGGUCGGCUGCUACUUAUUAAAACUGUUAUAGCAGGAGUUUCCACUUUCUGGUGCUCCAGUUUCAUCCUCCCAAAGGCCUGCAUUAACAGAAUAAAUUCACUAUGUGGUCUCUUUUUAUGGAAUGGAAGCAUUGAAGGCCAUCACUCUGCAAAGGUGGGUUGGGAGACGGUGAUUCUUACCAAAGAGCAAGGAGGGCUGGGUGUCAAAGACCUUCACAGCUGGAAUCUUGCUUGUAUUCUGAAGCUUAUCUGGCUCUUGUUCUUUCGUCCUACUUCGGUGUGGGUUUGCUGGUUUAAAGAAGUCAUAUUAAAUGGAGAUGUAUCAAACUACUGGACGAUCAAUACAAGCACCAAGAAUUCCUGGUUAGUGAACAAAAUGAUCAAGGCAAGACACCACAUUUACCCGCUGUUGAAAAGAAGACUGGGAAAUGGAGAGACUACUCGGUUUUGGUUUGACAACUGGUCUUCUCUCGGGAAUCUGUAUACUUAUCUCAAUGCUAGUUCCUCCCGGUUAGGCAUCUCAAGAGCAGCGACAGUCGCAUCUCUCUUCAGUGAAGGAGCCUGGCGCCUCCCCCCAGCCAGAACUGAGAAUCUUCUCGCUUUGCAGAUUCACUUGACUACUGUGAACCUUUCAGGCAAUGAUGACUACUAUGAGUGGGAAGUGGACGGAAGACAGAGGCAUAAAUACAAUACUGGUGAGGUUUAUGCUUACCUUAGGGGGGUCCGACCUCCUGUCCCAUGGGCGAAGAUUGUGUGGUUCUCUUAUGGUAUUCCUCGCCACAGUUUUCUCACUUGGCUGGUAGUGCUUGACCGGUGCCCUACAAGAGACAGGUUAAAUGGAUGGGGGCUUAAUGUUGAUCCCUCCUGUUUGCUUUGUAAUACUAACCAUGAGAGUAGGAACCACCUCUUUUUUGAAUGUUCCUACAGCUAUCGCAUCUGGACUCAGAUCGCAACUAGAUGCCAGCUACCACCACUCUCCACUUGGGUCGACACCGUUAAUCAACUGCAGGCUCUUCGCUCAAAUAGAGACUCCCGCCGACUCACUCUGCUAGCUGUGCAAGCCACCGUCUACUGGAUUUGGACUGAGCGUAACUCCAGACUUCACCAACAAGUCUUCAAGUCACCAGAAACGAUCAUCUCCACAAUUGACAAGCAGAUUCGUAAUCGCCUUCAGAGUUUCAGAAACACUAACCCGCGGGCCUCCUCGGCGACGAUUCAACUUUGGUUUCAGGGAUCAUAA
Messenger RNA from Brassica napus (rape), 5238 nucleotides. RefSeq lists its product as uncharacterized. Gene Ontology annotation, molecular function: catalytic activity. The transcript is spliced from 2 exons. The record is from RefSeq and is a predicted model, not a curated record. The coding region runs from base 1 to 5238 and encodes 1745 amino acids. Lineage: Eukaryota; Viridiplantae; Streptophyta; Magnoliopsida; Brassicales; Brassicaceae.